This is a messenger RNA of Penaeus monodon (black tiger shrimp), 540 nucleotides long. Its product is annotated as general transcription factor II-I repeat domain-containing protein 2-like. The coding region runs from base 1 to 540 and encodes 179 amino acids. NCBI's taxonomy places the organism in Eukaryota, Metazoa, Arthropoda, Malacostraca, Decapoda, Penaeidae. The transcript is spliced from 3 exons. The record is from RefSeq and is a predicted model, not a curated record.
AUGAGGCGGUUUAAAGAUAAAAUAACGGAACUAUUGCGGGAGUUUGAGCAACGCUUUCAGAUUUUUGGUGAACUGGAGAAAGACUUCAAAGUUUUUUGCUCGCCAUUCAGCGUGAAUACCUCUGAUCUGCCCGUCAACAUCCAACUAGAAAUAAUAGACUUGCAGUGUGACUCAGAUUUGAAGGGCAAGUUUGCGGCAGCUGGCUUGGACACGUUUUACCAGCAUCUCUUGCCAGGUUACCCCAACUUGACAGCCCUUGCUGCAAAAGUGUUGUGCAUGUUUGGAACCACAUAUCUUUCUGCGCUCAAGGUCACGGACAAGCACUUGAAUGACAUCCUGAAACUGGCUGCCACUCAGGAUGUGAUGCCUAAUAUUGAUGCACUUGUGAAAGAAUUUUCAGCUAAUUUGAAGUGUUUUGUAAAGAACAUUAUUUGUGAUGUGUUCAGAAUGUACCAAAGUAAAACAAAGGAAACACAUCUGAAGUUGUCCUUAUUCUUAAGUUAUACCAUGAUUUUACCAGUCCGGCCCACUUGGGAAUAG